CAGGGCAGUCCGGUAUUGAACUGAACUGAAAGAUCAUCGACGAAUUCGAUAUCGCCAACCGCAGCGCGACCGACGUUUUGUUGUUUUGGCUCGAGCUCUCCGGGGCCUCGCUGAGUGUGUUUUGUCCCGGCUCCCGGGGGUGGUUUUUUUUGGUCUGUGUACGCAACCAAUUCCUUUCGGUUGGCCCCGAACUCGCGAACUCGCGCUACACUUCCUGUGACGUCGCGGACGAACGGUACCGGGCCGUGUGAAUCCUGUGUGUGCCGUACAAUCUCGGUCGCGUGGAUCGGUACCAGUCGGUGGUCGGAUACUUUUCCCACGGUGGCAAUUAAUUGUGUGUGGGUGUAAUUUCCAUACAAUUCUGUGUCGUUUAAAGUGAUCAGUAAAAAUAAAAAAAAAAACAUGUUUAUGUUUCAAAAUAGUUCUGUGUGAGACGUUAAGAUAUCUACAAGUGAACUUGUUCCGUUGUUGCGUUGCUCGAUUGGGAACGUCGUGCAAUAUUAGUGAUCCUAUCAAGCGAAAAGCAGCAGCAGUAGCAGCGCUAAUGAGUAAAUUAUAAAGACAUCAAAAAGCGGCAUCAUUUACCAGGGCCGACACUAAUUGGUGGGACGUUCGGUGUCUCCUUAGUGUGUCCUGAGUGUGUGUGUCUGUGUCAAAACGCUUGUUGCCAGCACAAGCCCAGCAGCAUUGUAAUAAUAAUAAUAAUAAUAAUAAUAAUAAUGAUGAUGCCGCGAAAACGCGUGUGACAAUUACAGUGAUAAGUGAGUGAAGAACGAUCAACCGCGUGUGCGUGUGCGUGCGUAUAUGUGUGCUUUUAUGUUGGUGGUCGAUCGAUCAUAAAAAAGAAGCAGAAAAGAAGGCAAAACGGGACGAGGCAGCUCCCGAUCGCGACGCCCCCGGGUUGCGCGUACUGAUUAUGCCGCUGUUGGUUGCGCCGAGAAGUUCGCAUGGAGUGGCGCUCGUAGACCACCAGCCGCUUUACCGUUUGCAGCCACCACGGUCCGGGUCGGUCGAGCUGGAGCACCAAUCGUCGCCGCCGCCGCCGCCGCCGGAAGGGAACGGGGUCGCCGCUCCGCCGGCCAGGGCCGCCGACAGUGCGGUCGAUUUCAGCAUGUCCAAGUUUAAGGCGUCCUCGCGCCACUCGCUCUAUCGGCAGUUUUACGGUGGCGAUGAGUCGCCACCCUACGAGAAGCCGACGGAAGAGACAGAACCCGCCGAGCCGGAAGGGCGCGAAAAAUCCUUCGGUAAAGUAUGGCUCAACAAUGAGGCGCAAUGGCACCAUCCGAUAGCGAUGGCACCUGGACAACCGCCCACUCCCAUCGUGCCCGGACCGCCGUUGUCCAGUGGGCCACCACCGCCACCGCUCAACAUGUCGCUGCCGCCCGGCUCCUCGAUGGCACUGCACUCGGUAACGCACCAGCCGUCCCUGUACCUGAACCCGACCAGCCUGAUGAGCCUGCGGGACAUGAUGCUGCAAAGCCCGGCCGGCCUGAGCCUGCUGAACGCGGACGCCGGCGGACCGCUCGGGCUGCUCAAGCGCAGCAUGCUAGAAUCCAUGCCCUCCAGCUCCUCGCCCUCGUCCUUCCCGCUCGGCAGCAUCUCCUCCAGCCCGAGCACAACGGCCACCUCCACGUACAGCCUGCCAUCGAUAAUUCCAACGACCGUUGCAUCAUUAUCACAGCAGCAGCAGCAGCAGCAACACAACCUCAACCACCAUCACCACCACCACCAGAUCAAAAAGGAACGCGACGAAUCCGACAUCGAGAUGGACGGGGACCGGGAGGAGCUGGACGAAACGUUGGCCAAACAUCGGCGCGCACAGUCGCCCACGUUGCCCGCCGGCCUGCACCGGCCCCAGCUUUCCCUGUCACCAUUUCGCUCAUCGCCGCCAUCUUCCUACUAUCGCACGCAGCAGCAGCAGCAGCCAUCGUCGGCCAUCGAUCAGGCCGGCUUACCGCAUCGAUCAGCGGCGGCAACCGUCUCCCAUCAGCCACAUCUCUAUCAUCACGCUGCCAGCAGCUCGGCGACAUCCGCGACGGUAGCCGUCGCCGCCGUCGCCGCCGCCAUCCCGUCACAUCAAAGGCAUCCGCAUCAAAGGGAUUCCGCUGAGCGUGAGCUGCAUUUAAAUGCGAGCAUGAUGCGAGCGGCGAAAAACGAUCGCGACUCGCAGCCGCCACCACCACCGAACCACGGGGAUCAUCCGUCACAGCUUCCACCGCACCUGCUGCCGCCGCCCGGGUUUGCGAACCGAGCAGCCGAGCUGGAAUUGCUUCGUGACGGGGGGCUGGGCCGGCCCGGGCAGCCCGAUUCGGAUGGUGAACGUGAGGAGGGCAACAGAAGGAAACAGGAGCGAGCUGCCGGGGGCCACGCGGGGUCCAAGCGGGCAAAGGCGGGCAGUGGGGAUGAGUUUGAGCUGCAUCGUGAGCUGCGCUUCGGUGCAAUGGCGUCCAAAGUGGUGGAGCAUGACGCGACGAAUCAUGUGCAAUCGCGAAGGAAGGAUCCGGCAACGCGCAGCAAGUCAUCCUCGCCCGAUCUAAGCAUAAAAACACCAAAAUCACCAACUCCGCCCCGUUCGCAUGACGACAUUGACAGCGACCGUGACGAUGGCAGCGACCGCGAGCACCUCAGCAGCCCUAUUCCAAACGAGCGUCCGGAGCGAACCACGCCACUCAAUCUAAUCACAGAUUCAUCGCGACGGACACCCUCACCACCCGCCUCCAGUGCCGUGCCGGGCGGUGGGCUGGGAGUCGCCCUGGCCGCCCUACAGAACCAUCUGCCCCUCAGCUCACUGUUCCUGCAGAACCAGCUCGGGCUCGGUGGACUGGCCGGCCUUUCCGGACAAGACAUCGGCAUGCUCCAGCAGGCCCUGCAAGCCCAGCAAGCAUCCCUCCAGCAGCAGCUCCAGCAGUACAUGCUGCUGCAGGUACAGGGAGGAGCAGCGAGUGCGAACGGGAAUGCUGCAGCCGCGGCCACGGCUCAAGCGCAGGCCGCCGCUCAGUUUCUCAUGCAGAAUCAGCUAAAUCUAAGCUUUUCCCCAACGCCCGGCACGGAUUGUGCCACCAAGCAGCCCACCAGCAAUGGGAGUGCCGCCGUCAUCGUCAGCGAGGGACAGACCGUUUCUCGAACUUCGAUGCAGGUCCAGCAGGCCGUUGCCCAGCUGCAGGCCCUCCAGAAGCAGCAGCAGCUGAAACCGACCAGCUCCACGCCGACACCGGGCGCCACCGCCACCAGCUCUCCACUGCACAGUCCCUCCGGCAGCCCGGGACUCCAUCACCACUCAACCCAGACGGGCGCCAUGCUCGGUGCAAGCCAAACGACACCGCCGAACGUAAGCCAGCUAAACGUGGGCGGCAUACUAACCCCCUCCACGCCCGGCUCCGGUGCGCACACACCCCAGCUGCAGAAGCAUUCCGCCGCGCCACGUGCCCUCGAACCGUCGCCCGAAGAAACGACUGACCUGGAGGAGCUGGAACAGUUCGCCAAAACGUUCAAGCAGCGCCGGAUAAAGCUCGGCUUCACGCAGGGCGAUGUGGGGCUGGCGAUGGGCAAGCUGUACGGAAAUGACUUCUCGCAAACCACCAUCUCCCGGUUCGAGGCCCUCAACCUGAGCUUCAAGAACAUGUGCAAGCUAAAGCCGCUGCUGCAGAAGUGGCUCGAGGACGCGGACAGUAGCAUCUCCAACCCGGGCGGACGCAUCUUCAGCCCCGCCGCCCUCUCCAACACGAUGGCCACGCCGGAAACGAUGGGCCGGCGGCGCAAGAAGCGCACCUCGAUCGAAACGUCCGUCCGCGUGGCACUGGAGAAAGCGUUCCUCGUCAACUGCAAACCGACGAGCGAAGAGAUUUCCACCCUCGCCGACAACCUGUGCAUGGAGAAGGAGGUGGUGCGCGUGUGGUUCUGCAACCGGCGGCAGAAGGAGAAGCGAAUAAACCCACCGAACGGUAUGGACAGCCCGACGCACUCGUCCGCCAGUGGAGAGCUAUUCCCGGCCGGGCUCGUGCCCGGACUGUCCUCACCUUCGUCUGCCACAUCCGGUGGUGGUGGUGGUGGUGGUGGUGGUGGAGGACACCACUAUGCACCGCACCUAUCGCUCCAUCAUCACAGCGGGAGCAUCAAGCAGGAAUGACCGGUGGUGGUGGUCGAGCGAGCGCUUGGUUGGCCAUCCCCACCGUCCCCGCUGGAACGAGCGCCGCAGAGCUACCUGCACUGAAGCAGGGACCAGGAUUUCGGCUGCUACUGUGGAGGGGGGGGGAGGCAACAUAUCAACAGUAUCCCAACACAGAAGGUGUAAUAAAGAAGAGGGAGAGAGAGAGAGAGAAAAGUAGAAGCAAAGAAGGGUAGUAAGUAUAUAUAUAUACGAUAUUUGCAGGAUUAUGUGUAGUAUCUGUUUAGCUGGUAAGAUGCUCUUAGCGCUAAUAUAGUCACAGUUUGAGGUAGUAAUAGUAGUAGUAGUAAUAGUAGCUCCUGACGUAGGUGAUAAGGGUGUGAGAUACGAAUAGGGAACUCGAGCUGUGUGUGUGUGUGUGUGUGUGUGUAGCCCUGCUCAACAGGGGAGCUCUCAAGUACUACGGUAUACCAGGGUUAGCGGUACUACUGGUGAAGUGUACUCAAUGCUUUGCGAAUACGGAUGUGAAACAUUCCGUUCCAUCCGUUUCGACGACCAUUGCUGUUCUUUUCUCCUAGAUCAAAUACGUCAUGUACAUAAAGGAUCGUAUCAACCAGACAAGAAGCCAAGAACUCGUCACGAAUUUUCAAAAAAAAGAAAAAAGCUAAAAUAACACAAAUUUGUUUGCUUUUCCAAUGUCCAUUCCUCCCUGGUUGGGUUAGUUUGGGUUCCUUAUAAGAAAACACUACAUCGAUUACAUUCCAAUUGGUUUUCCCAUUAAAAGAGCUUCUUCCCUAUAGUAGGCUCUGAAGACAAGUAGCAGAGAAGCCUGGAGAGAUAGAGAAAGAGAGAGAGAGAUAUCCAAAGAACUUUAGUUUAUUACGACGCGGAAAUGCCGACGAACGUUUCGUACACUUGAAUACAAAGCUAGUUAAAAGACGAACAAUCCUUUAGAUUGGAUUUAGAGGAAGAUGUGUAACGAGUGAACGCAAACCUUAAUAUGGGAGAGAUACAUGUGUACCGCACGCUACUGCUGCUGUGUGUGUGUGCCUGUGUGUCGUCGCUAGAAAGAGGCUCUUGAGAAGUGAGAAAAGUCGGACGAGAAAAGAAAGGAACAAAGUGGAGAGUGGAGAGAGGUUGACUUUUAUCACUGCGUGCGUGUCUUCCAUUAUAUACGAACCCCCUUUCUCCCCCCGCUACCACCAGGCAAUAGAUGAGGAUUUUGCCCUCCCCCCAAAAUAUCAUCCCUCCCCCUUUCCAACCCCCCCCCUCUGAACGGAUUAAUGUUCCUAAAGAAACAUACACACAUAAGCCAGCAAAUAGCCAAGAAAUGGGAAGCUGACUUAGGAGCCGUAAGUGGGCUUGGCCAACUAAGCUAGUGUGUUAGAAACAAAAGCGAGCCAGCGCCGCAAGCUGUAAGAUGUGUAUUAUUGUUUGUGUAAGUAAAACAAAAUGGGAAAAGUUUAAGAAAAAAUACGAACAAGACACUCACACACACGCACAUACAUUUACAUAAACUGUAGAGUUUAGUGGAAAAUCAUCAAUCGUAUCACACACACACACAUAAAGCACAAACUGCCAAUGCGUGUGAUAUGGUUCAUCAUUUUCCCUAUGAUCGCCAGAAAACGAUCGAGAUCGAGUGUAGAUCGAAGGAAAGGAGGUGUGUGUGUGUGUGUGUGUGUGUGUGUGUGUGUGUGUUUGUGCGUGCUACUUGUAGAUAACAAUUUCAUGAGCAACGAAAUCUGGGGAAUCCUUUACUCCCUCACCCUUUUUUUGGGAAUGUAUGUUUGUUUGUGUGUGUGUAAAUCCCAAGGAAGGACAGACCAUAUCCACGUUAGACGAAGAGAAAAGAUAUUUAAUUUGUUACUAAAGUUAGCAAUCCGAGCGAUAAAAUGCGGGAUUUUUCCUCUUACGUCUUUUCAUUUGUCUCUACAUUUGUCCCUUUCUCUUUUCUGUUUUUUCAAUGCAAACCCCGUUUGCCCGUUCACUUCUUGUAUCGAUUUUUUUUUUGUUUUGUGUUUUUUUUUUUUGCCAAUUUUUCCAAGUGUUAUUUGCUGCUGCCCCAAAAAAUGCUUUUUGAUUUUUGUUUUGUGUUUUUUUUUUACUGUGUGUAGUUCGUACUGCGUUCGUGUUUCGUAAAUAUAAAUACUAAUUUUCCACUCCCGUUAUAAGCAAAAAAACAAACAAACCACGAAACACACAUAAAACACACACACAUACAGUACACUUCCCAGUUUUGUUUUUGGCGGGGAAAUUGAGGUUUAGUAGGAGCGACUUCUUAGUGAAUUUUGAGCGUAUUAAAUGUUGUAAAGCAAAAGCGAAAGAAAGGAAAGAAAGAAAGGAAAGAAAGAACACAUAACAACAAAAACCCGCGAAAGUUAGUGUUUGUUAACACAAAACAAGCUGUAAAUAGUAAACAACAAACAAAAAAGUGGAAUAUUGGAAAGAAAGGGAAAAGUAAAAAGAAACUCACAAAUAAGAAUAUGCAAAACAACAAAACUACACACCAGAGUUUGCGGCAGGAGGAGACGAAUUUGAUUAGGCGGGAUAUUAGUGGAAAGUGAGAAAAGUGAAAAUAAAAGAAAGUCCUAAAUAAAAAAAGAAAGUAUGUAAAAACAGAAUUUUUCACAAUAUAAAAACAAAAACAAACAAAACAACUUUUGUUGCUGUUCGGAUGAUUUUGCUUUUGAAAGAAAGAAAAACUAAUUUAACUUUGCAAAGAUACAAUACAGAACUAUAUUUUUCCUUCCAUUCUUCUAUCGCUGUUCCUCUCGCUUCGUUUCUCUUUUAUACAAAUACAUGCUUUUUGUUGCAUUCGAGAAUGUUGUUGUUUUCUUUUGUUUCCUUUUUUCUUCAUCGCUUUUAUGCAUAAAAUGCAUUAUCGUUUCCUCUUCUACUAAACCGUUGUUUUCUUCUUUUCUUUUCUUGCUUAGGUUUUCACUUCUCAUCCAGGAGCUCUAAGGGAUAACUUAUAGGUGACCUCUCCUCCUCUGCAGCUUCUUCGACUUACGAACUAUAUUUAUAUAUAUGUUGUUGUUUUUUUUUUUUAUUUCGCAAACACAACCCCAAAACUGUUCCGAGAGAAGGGAGAUAGAGAGUUAUACAUACAUUAUAGCGUUUUUUUGUUUUUGUUCUGGUUUUGUUUUCUUUUCUUGAACAAACGUGCCGAUUUGGCUGCCUGUUUUUUUUUCUUCUUUUCUUUUUGAGGAUCGUUCCUAUCUUGUUCGAUUAUGAUUUUGUAUCUUUUUUAAGGGUGUGUGAUUUAGUUUGUUUUUCAAGCUAAAUUGUUUCGCAAAGUAUGUGUUUGAAUAUUGAUACCGUUUUCUUGUUUUUUUUUUUUUUGUUUCUUUCGUUUGCAUUGGCUUUGUUUGUUAAAUUUUAUAGCAUUUUGCGUUGUGUAAGUGUAGGUUUCCGGUUGUUUUUCUUUUUUUUUUCUUUUCUGCUACUUAUGUAUUUGGUAAAUAUAAUAUUUUUGUUUGUUUUUGUUUUUGUUUUCGUCAUAUAUAUUCUGUAUGCGAUUGUUUCGCUCGCGGUCGGUUCUAUUUUAGCUGGUCGGUCCGGAUUCGCCCAAACUCUCCACUAGCAACACACGGGCGAAAUGGAGUUGGUGUUGAGGGGGUUUUCAGCUGCUGCUGCUGCGGGUUGUUUUCUUUGCUGGAUUACUCCUUUCUUUGCUAUUAUUUUGGUGUAUACUAUCUAUACUGCACUUAAGGGGUCGUGUUGUUACCGUUUGCACAAUCGUUAUAUAGGCGACGCUACUACUCGUUCUUCCGUCUCAAAAACAAACCCGGGGGAAGUUCUGUUUCGAUUCGAUUUGCUUGCAGUUCUUAUUAUAUUGCACAUUUUGACACAUCGUAUUAUGGGGUUUUCUCUUUUUUUUUGGUGUCGUCGUCAUCGUUCUACUUGGGUUUGGCUCUUUGCAGGAAACAAUAUUAGCUUCUUGCCCCUGGAAUCACAUCCAACUUCUAACGCACACACACACACACCCCGAGAUACACACUCAAGGGUUGUGUUGUGUGUGUUUAGUACAGCCUUCAACAUAGAAAUCUUCUUCCUUUCUUCUUCCUUGCCUCGUAUCCAUCCAUGCCCUGUCUGGAGGCUAUCGCUUCGUCUUCGUUACAUUACAUUUCGUCACACGUACACUCGCACACAUACACGUUUUCUAAUAUAAAAAUAAAUUGCUUCAGUUUCGUGACAGUUUCCCGCGCCUAGAUCCGUGCUCAACCUACGAUCGUUUACGGCCUGGGACCAUCAUCAUCAUCAUCAUCAUGGGGUGGUUUGUUUUUCUCACUCUCACACUAGUAGUGCUAGGCAAAAGCGUUUGUUUUACCGCUACCGGUACCUGUUUCUCACUUGCUUUUGGUUGUUAUAUACUUUUAAAUCGAAACACUCCUCUAAUCUACCGGGAAACGUCGUUCGUUGACUGGGCCGAAAACAGAAACAGAGCGGGGAAAGGAGUGAGGGGCAUUUCAGGGGAAAAACAUUCAAGAUCAUCCCGAACCGAUGCAUUCACCUACAUACAUCCGCCGUUCGAGAGCAGGAGAUCAAUGCGAUAAUAAUGAGGAAACGUAUUCAAAUUGGGGGGAAAUCGCCAUCCAUCUCUACACGUGCUCUACAAUCAACUAAACAUAAAGACAACCCUGCGAUCUGCAAUCAUUCUACUCUACUUGAUCAUGUGGAACGCAGGGUGGCCGGUGCGAUACGAUUGUGCCUGCGAAUGGUGGGAUCGUUUGGCCACGGUAGAGAGAGAAAGAGAGGAUAGAAAGAGUUGAAGGACACCUAUAUGCUAAUCGUAUCCAUGCGGUUAUCUGUUGUCCUACCGUUUUUGUGCCCCUUUUGCAACGCAUAUUUCUUGCUCCUCUCAUUCUUCUACUUUUUACUUGCUUGGUCGGUACAUACAAAAGCUAUAAAACCGAAAAUCUCCGCUAAUUUCUCUGCUAACUGGUCACUGCUGUUUUUUAUACUCUCUUUCCCAGCCAAAUCUUGCCAUCAUGGUUCCUGUUCUACGUCCGCUACGAGUGGACCUGAGUGUGUGAGAGAGAGUGUUGUGUUAACACACGACUGUCCCUGAUGUUGCUGUUUAUGUACUCCCCCCUCCCCCCCCCCCCAUCCACUAAAAAAGUGUAAUAAUUAAAUCUUAAAAUCUACAGAGUUUCUUUUCGCUUUCUUCCCGAUAGUUGACUUAUCGCGUUCGAUCGAUUCGGGUCCUCUGGAUCGCGAACCCUCUUGCAACAACAACAACAACAGCAACGAGAGGGGGGACACAUUUGAAUGUAAUAUAAUAAGCUGGUAAAUAAAACUCCCCUUCCCCUCUCUUGUCAUGACCCUACUCGUCUAUAUAGGCUGUCUCGUGUUGUGUCUAAGCGUGUCGUCGUACCUAUCUACCUACAGUAGUAGGAGCUUCUUCUUCUUUUUCUCUCGCAGCUAAGCUAAACCUACUGUAAAUUUGCCUGGAAUUUGUGUUGUUUGUUGCCUCGGAAUCGCAAAUCAUCAUCAUCA
This is a messenger RNA of Anopheles gambiae (African malaria mosquito), 9604 nucleotides long. RefSeq lists its product as uncharacterized. Gene Ontology annotation, molecular function: RNA polymerase II cis-regulatory region sequence-specific DNA binding; DNA-binding transcription factor activity, RNA polymerase II-specific. The transcript is spliced from 10 exons. The record is from RefSeq and is a predicted model, not a curated record. Lineage: Eukaryota; Metazoa; Arthropoda; Insecta; Diptera; Culicidae. Gene Ontology annotation, biological process: regulation of transcription by RNA polymerase II. Bases 917 to 4126 code for a protein of 1069 amino acids.